GUUUAUUUCUUAUAGGCCACAUGCGGAAUUGUUUAUAUUGAGUAGAAUAUAAUGGAUUCAAAUAACGAUUCUGCUUUACGCAAUUUGUUACAAGUUGCCAUACAUGAUAAACAGCAAAAUCCGCACAGCACUAUACAGCCACAGCAACCGGCCGUCACACCGAUUAUUGAACCAAAGGAUGUGCAACAUGAAGUAAAACUGCAAAAUGUCGUGGCCACAGUUUCGCUCGCUUGUGAAUUAAAUCUUCAGGAUAUAAAUUUUCGCACUCGUAAUUCUGAAUAUACCCCAUCUCGCUUCCAUGGCGUUGUAAUGCGUAUGCGAGAGCCACGCUGUACGGCGCUUAUAUUCCGCACCGGCAAAAUAAUUUGCACAGGAGCACGCAACGAAGCAGAAGCAAGUUUGGGCGCUAGAAAAUUUGCGCGAAUACUACAAAAACUUGGAUAUCCCGUGAAGUUUGCAGAUUUUAAGCUGCAAAAUAUUGUAGCGACUGUGGAUCUGAGGUUUCCUAUACGCCUUGAAAAUUUGAAUCAAAUGCAUGGCCAAUUCAGCUCAUAUGAACCCGAACUGUUUCCUGGACUAAUAUACCGCAUGGUUAAUCCACGUAUGGUCCUUUUAAUAUUCGUAAAUGGAAAAAUAGUGUUCACCGGAGCCAAAGCGCGAAAGGACAUAAUGGAUUGUUUGGAUAAAAUAUAUCCUGUCUUGUUAAGCUUCCGUAAGAAUUAAGGCAAUUGUAUUAUAGAAAAUUAUUUAAUUAUAUUUUAAUGAGUAUCGUGUGUAAUGUUAACCUUAUUGUAAUAUUUAUGAAAGUACUUUUAUAUGAUGUUUAUGCAAAUAUUUUAAAUGAUAAAAUUAAAAAUGAUAAAGACGCUGCACAAAAGAAUA
Molecule: messenger RNA, 882 nt
Organism: Anastrepha obliqua
Lineage: Eukaryota; Metazoa; Arthropoda; Insecta; Diptera; Tephritidae
Product: TBP-related factor
Exons: 3
Coding region: 52-723 (223 amino acids)
Biological process (GO): DNA-templated transcription initiation
Molecular function (GO): DNA binding; RNA polymerase II general transcription initiation factor activity
Source: RefSeq, a predicted model, not a curated record